This is a messenger RNA of Fukomys damarensis (Damara mole-rat), 1612 nucleotides long. It is a transcript of the gene Rogdi, whose product is annotated as rogdi atypical leucine zipper. Gene Ontology annotation, cellular component: RAVE complex. The record is from RefSeq and is a predicted model, not a curated record. Lineage: Eukaryota; Metazoa; Chordata; Mammalia; Rodentia; Bathyergidae. The transcript has 11 exons. The coding region runs from base 171 to 1109 and encodes 312 amino acids.
CGGGGCAGCGUUGGUGGCCUUAAGUGCGAGCCGGGAGGAGAGGCUCCCAGAGACAGGUGCCGGUGAUGUCUCUACGCAGAUCUCCAGAUCCCGCCGGUGUUGUGAGCUGCUGGCCAAUUGCUGACUCCGAGACGGCCUAGGGGUGGGGCUAGCGCCUAUUCCGCCAAUCGAUGCCGAGAGCAGGGGCCGGCGUCGGGCACAGUCGGGAAGAGAGCGGGGGACUGCGCUGGGCCGCAGCUGAGACCAUGGCGACCGCGAUGGCAGCGACAGCAGCGGAGCGAGCGGUACUGGAGGAGGAGUUCCGCUGGCUGCUACACGCCGAGGUGCAUGCAGUGCUGAGGCAGCUGCAGGACAUCCUCAAGGAGGCCUCUCUGCGCUUCGCUCUGCCAGGUUCAGGCACUGAGAGCCCAGCCAAGCAGGAGAACUUCAUCCUGGGCAGCUGUGGCACAGACCAGGUGAAGGGCGUGCUGACUCUGCAGGGAGAUGCCCUCAGCCAGGCGGAUGUGAACCUGAAGAUGCCCCGGAACAACCAGCUGCUGCACUUGGCCUUCCGGGAGGAUAAGCAGUGGAAGCUGCAACAGAUCCAGGAUGCCAGAAACCAUGUCAGCCAAGCCAUUUACCUCCUUGCCCACCGAGAUGAGAGCUACCAGUUCAAGACGGGUGCUGAAGUCCUCAAGCUCAUGGAUGCUGUGAUGCUGCAGCUGACCAGAGCCCGCAACCGGCUCACCACCCCGGCCACCCUCACCCUGCCCGAGAUCGCAGCCAGCGGCCUCACGCGGAUGUUUGCUCCUUCCCUGCCCUCCGACCUGCUGGUCAAUGUCUACAUCAACCUCAACAAGCUCUGCCUCACGGUAUACCAGCUACACGCCCUGCAGCCCAACUCCACCAAGAACUUCCGCCCAGCUGGAGGCGCAGUGCUGCAUAGCCCAGGGGCCAUGUUUGAGUGGGGCUCACAACGCCUGGAGGUGAGUCAUGUGCACAAGGUGGAAUGUGUGAUCCCCUGGCUCAAUGACGCCCUGGUCUACUUCACUGUCUCCCUGCAGCUCUGCCAGCAGCUCAAGGACAAGAUCUCCGUGUUCUCCAGCUACUGGAGCUACAGACCCUUCUGAGCAAAGUGCCCAGGAGCCUGCACCCUGGGAGGGUGGCAUCUGCCCACAGAACCCCUUUCCCCGCCUACACAGCCCUCGUAGUGUUAUUUAUCUCCCUCACCCACCCUGUCCCACACGUUCGCGUUUGCGCUGCUCUGGUUGGACCCAGGAGGAGGAGGAGGAAGGACACUCGCUGGUUUCGCAUUUGGUUGAGGUUUUGUGUCAGGAAGGUGGCGCCGAGGAGUGGCCACACUCCCAAGUCCUGCCCUCCCAGGCAUCUCGAGGAACCUUUGGACUGGGGGUGGCCAAGUCAGGCCUUUUCUUCCUCUCCAGCUGCCCCAGGGUGGGGGGUGGGGGCGCUGCUGCUCUGCUCCUGCUGGGGGAAGGUGUGGGCGGGGCUCAGCUGUGAGUUGGGAGGGAAGGAAUAGGGCCCUCUGCUGAGCUGCCCUGACAAUGCACUGAAGAGCUAGGACGUUUCUGAAACCUCAGCACACAGCCUCUAAAAAAUAAAGAUCAUCAGACUU